Molecule: messenger RNA, 321 nt
Organism: Lodderomyces orthopsilosis Co 90-125
Lineage: Eukaryota; Fungi; Ascomycota; Pichiomycetes; Serinales; Debaryomycetaceae
Gene: SMD3
Product: mRNA splicing protein
Exons: 1
Coding region: 1-321 (106 amino acids)
Biological process (GO): RNA processing; spliceosomal snRNP assembly
Cellular component (GO): spliceosomal tri-snRNP complex; pICln-Sm protein complex; catalytic step 2 spliceosome
Molecular function (GO): RNA binding
Source: RefSeq, a predicted model, not a curated record
AUGUCAGCAGGUAUCCCAGUACGACUACUAAACGAAGCCCAGGGCCACAUAAUAACUAUCGAAUUAACCAAUGGCGACACCUACAGAGGCAAACUCUUGGAAAAUGAAGAUAAUAUGAACUCAUCAUUAUUUGAUGUAACAAUAACCAAUGGCAGAAAUGGAUCUUUAAAACAUAUGGAUCAAGUGUUUAUAAGAGGUAGUAUGAUUAGAUUUGUUUCUGUGCCUGAUAUUUUAAGACAUGCUCCGAUGUUUUAUAUGAAGCCUGGUGAUAAACCGAAACCGCCCAUUAGAGGACCACCAAGGAAACGGAGAAAGUAUUGA